Molecule: messenger RNA, 1299 nt
Organism: Cordyceps militaris CM01
Lineage: Eukaryota; Fungi; Ascomycota; Sordariomycetes; Hypocreales; Cordycipitaceae
Product: PAP2 domain containing protein
Exons: 2
Coding region: 1-1299 (432 amino acids)
Biological process (GO): phospholipid metabolic process
Molecular function (GO): phosphatidate phosphatase activity
Source: RefSeq, a predicted model, not a curated record
AUGUCAACCUACGAAAAGAUGGCGGUCACAGGAACCGCCGCGAUGCGGCAGCAAUUUUCGAUCAUCCUCAUUGCCUCGUAUAUUGUCGACUGGAUUCUUGUCGCUGGGCUCGCGAUCGGCUCCUACGUACUCGGAAACAUCAAACCAAACUUUCGCAACUUUUCACUAGCCGAUCCCAACAUUGCUUUUCCCUUUUCCGAACAUGAAACCUUUCCGAAUGCGCUUCUGUUUGUCUGCUGUGGUGUCAUUCCCGUCGUGGUGGUGGCCGUCAUCACCCUCCUUCUCGUCCCCGGCGGCACCGUGCCAAAGGGCACCCCUGCGAUAUCGGUCUGGAAGCGAAAGCUCUGGGAGCUGCAGAUCUCUUGGUUGGGCUUGGUUUUGGCUGUCGGGUCCGCAUGGUUCUUUGUUAGUGGCUUGAAGAACAUGUGCGGCAAGCCACGCCCUGACAUGCUCUCCCGCUGCAAGCCAGACAUGGCCAAUGCGGACAAGUACAUCGUCGGUGGCUUCCAGAUUGAAGGCGCCAACGGCCACCUUUACUCAGCCGCCAUCUGCACCGAGACGGACCAGGCAAAGCUCUGGGACGGCUUUCGUAGCUAUCCUAGCGGCCACGCCGCCGCCUCCGCUGGCGGUCUGAUCUAUCUGUCGCUCUUCUUGGCCAGCAAGUUUGCUGUGACGAUGCCCUGGAUCAUGCCUGGGUCUGGCGGAAAUAGUGCUUCGCUCGCCGCGUUCCCCUCUCGUGCUGCGCAAGCGAAUGUACAUGCCCAGAACGGCUACGAGGAAGGUCACGACGGCAGCUGGCCACUCGGCGCGAAGCCCCUCAAGGCCAAGAUCCACGGCGCACGCACGCGUGCCGCUGCUCCCCCCGUUUUCCUACUCGUCAUCACACUGGUUCCAUUUAGUCUGGCGCUUGUGAUUUCGGCUUCUCGGUGGUUCAACUAUCGGCACCACGGCUUCGACAUUCUCUUUGGUUUCCUAAUUGGUACCGCCUGUGGCAUAUACAGCUUCCGCUACUACCACAUGCCAAUCCAGGACGGUGCUGGCUGGGCUUGGGGUCCCCGAGACCCUAAACGUGCCUUCUGGGCUGGUGUUGGCAACGUUGGCUAUGUCGCUUCGCGUUCGGACGAUGUUGCCGAUUCUGCCGAUAUUGAGGCCUAUCCCAAGACCGCGGUGGCGCGCGGUGCAACCCAGCGCACCGACCAACAACCCGGCGCGAACGGCCAGUACGGUGGACAGUACGAAACUGGAUUUGAACAGGUUGAGUUGCAGAGACUGAACCGUGGCGACGACGACCGAGUGUAA